UUUCCAGCCAACAUUGAAGAUUUUCGUUUGUUCCAUAAGGUUUUGAUGUUCGGAUUUAAUAGCAGAAGGAUAAGAAUUGAAGCGUCAUAGCGAAUGGAAUCUCCAACUGUAAAUAAAUAUACGGGAUGUACUAUUUGUUAAAUAAAUUGCCUACAUGAUGGAUUCAAGGCGUAGAACAUUUUUCUGAAUUUAGCCAUGUUUUGUUAGAAAAACAAGAAAGAAGUUGCGAGGUUGCGACUGCGACUGUAUCGAAAAUUUUCUGAUUUAGGCCAAAAAAAUGUUCAAAAUUUGCUGUAAACCAGUAGUAAAACGUCAUAGAAAUCACAGCGAUCCAUUGAAUGAAAUAUCGAAAAAGUGUUUGUUUCUAUCUCACCUCACCCAUGUGGUUGUAUUUUCUUUGGUAACACGAUGUUGACUUUUAUUAGCCCAUUUGAAGAAUAAGUUGAUGUUGAUGUAAUGAUGUGUUUCUUCCUAAGAAAUGCUCAUAAUUUCUGACCGCAUAAUCGACAAGAAAAGUGGUCACUUAUUACCACCCGUGAAUCAAGACAAAUUGCGCGGAACGAGCUGCAAUGUUUGAAAAUCAGGAGGUUGUAAACACGCCCGAGAUUGAAGCUCGCAUCAAGAAACUCGAAAAUGAGUUGAAGUCGUCCAAGGAAGAAAUCAUACAAUGCGAAAAGGAUAAAAAAAACUUGGUUUCAGUAAUUGAAAAACUACAGGAAAAAUUCAUGAACAAUCAGCUCGAUAGUAUGAUCAGUAAGCUCGAGUCGAAUGUGUUAUUAUUCGAUAAAGCAGUUGAAACCGCCAAACGAAAUGUGUGUAAAGAUAAAUCAACUAAUUUAAGCAUCGCUAACGGAAAAAUAGUUGAUGAUCGACAACGUAUAGAAAGUGCACCUAAUUCCGUUACUGAUUUGCUUACCAAAGUUUCAGAAGCUCUCCAUAAUAUUCGUAACGAUGACCUAUCCAGUUCGAGUAGCGAUGAUGAAAAUAAUACUGACUCUGAACAGUCUGAUGAUGACAACGAACCCGAUUUGCGUAGUGGUGACGUAUUAGAAAAAGUCACUGUUUCUUUAAAUCGUUUACAAAACUGGGUCGAUCAAAUGCGCAACUCCGCUGACAAAGAUAAAAGUGAUCCGUCCAUAAAAAAUAAUUCAAAAUGCGAUGAAGUUUUCACGAUAAGUGAUGAAGAAGAUUCCGUUCAAUUUGAUUUUCAGAGUGUUGCGCAUCCCAAGGCCUCAGCGUCAGCUGUCAUCGAACUAACCGAUUCAGAGGAUUGUUUACUCCUGAGUGAAACCUCAGACAACGAAAGUUCUGAGAAAACUGACCAACCGCAAAGAAACGACUUUUCAGGUCUCUUUAAAAAAACAACUCAUGUUGAGAAAGAUUUGCCAGUUCAACCGGACGUGAAAAUUGAUGCAUCUUGUGGUGAAAACUCAAACAAUGUCUGCUCAAAAACUAACCAACAGCAACAAAAAUUUUCAGAUGUUUUGCAAAAACCGACUACUCGUGAAUCUGAUGGUUUGCCUGCAGAGAUAGGUAAGGAAAGCGAGUUACUUCCUAGCGAUGGUGUUAAGAAAGAAGUGCUUUCAACAACUAGUCAAAAAGGAACACCGUUCAGUGUGUUAUUGAAACCAGUUCUCUCUGAAUCCGGCGACGUACCAAGCUUGGCAGGUGAGAAUGAUUCACCUCAGAAUGAUAAUUCAAACAAAGUAUCUUUUUCGAAAACUAAUCAAAAUUCAAAGAAGCCAGCUGAUUCGAAAUCGGAUACUUUGCCAAUUCCAGUAGAUGAAGAAGAUAUUCUGCUCCAAACUGAUGAUGACUCGGACGAAAUCAUUUUUUCGGAAGUUAAUCCCAAAAAAAUGGCAUCUUACCGUAAUUCACAAAAUCGAGUUUUCAUCAGACCUGAUUUGUCGUUGACUCCUGCAGAUAAGGAGGAUAAUUUACUUCAAAAUUGCCAUUCAAACGACGCUACUUACCAGAAAGUGAAUCGCGAUAAAAUCUCAAUUUCGGAAGAUGAGGAAGAUUUUCUACUCCGAAGCGAUGAUUCGAACAAUGCUGUUUAUCCGAAAAUUAAUCCUGAGAGGAAGUCUUUUCUUAAUACAUCGCAAAAUCUAGCUACCGUCAAAUCUGAUGUUUCGUUCACUCCAGUACAUAAGGAGGAUAAUUCACUCAAGAAUAAUCUCUCUAACGAAUCUACCUACCAAAAGUCGAAUCACGAUAAAAUCUCAUUCUCCGGCAUUUUUCAAAAAACUGCCGGAGUUGAAUUUGGCGACUCGUCGACUCGAAUGAGUACAAAUGCAGAAUUAUCGCUCGAUAAAUCGAUCAAGGCUGAAUGUUCCAAGAUCAAGAAAGAAGUUGAAGUUCGCGCUAAAUUUGACGAUUCGUCAACGCAAAUAGGUGCGGAAGUUAAUUUGUCUCAAAGUGGUAAGAGUCGGAAAAAAAUCGUUUCCGUUGAAGGUUCUCAAAUAUCACCGGUGGUUGACUAUUCAUCCGAUUCAUCGACCCAAUCUUGCGAAAUAGUUGAAUUAUUCAAGCAAAAGGAUCUUCCAAGAAAUUCGACCAGUUCAAAAUUUAACAAUCGAGGAGAAUCUUCGUCGCAUGUUUUAAAACGAAAAGACUCGUGUGAAUCCGAUUCUCUGUCUACUCCACCAAUCCCACGCGAUGAUUUACUCGGAAGUGAUGAUUCAAAUGAAGCCGAAGAUUCAAAAAUGAUCGAACAAUCAGAGAGUUUCUUGAGAUUAUUGAAAAGGCAAAUGCCUGAUGUAGAGCAAGACGCGAAGUACGAAAUGGAUGCCAGAAAACGAUUUAAAUACGAACUUUACGCUUCUUACUCUUCGCGAUCAUCAUCGUUACGUUCCUCUCCUUCGUUAAAUUCAUUUGAAGAGAUGAGAAGAAGGAAUAGAUUACCAGUUUGGCCGUGUCCGGUUUGCGAAGAAUGUUUCGGAGACCCUUUUAAUUUGAGUAGACAUUUAAACAACAGACAUUUUGGAGAAGAAGGAGUUUGCAGUUGUUCCAUUUGUGGAUUCGUUACCCCAUCAGUGAACUCGCACAAAAGACAUGUAAAUAAAUAUCACGGAAAUGCGUUUCUCGUGGAUAACCGUGUACAGUUUUUGAAUGAAGAACAUGCUUAUGCCACCAAAAGGGACAGCGCACAAUUGUACCAUUGAACCGGGAAAAAAAGACUGUUACUGAUGAACAACGAAAAAUGUAUAGAAAAUUGAAGAAAUCGUUGUUCUUCAAAAAUUUCGUUCCUUUUUUUGAUUUUUAAGAGUUUUUUGUUUAUUUUUUAUUAUAUAUUUCACCGAUCGAUUUUUUAAAAAUCGAAUUGGCUGUUGUACGUUUGGAUAUACAUAAUAUUUAUAAAUUCUCAGGUAUUCAAACGUGUCUAGUUUAUAAGUGUAAUUUUGUGGGCCCCAUAAUAAUUCUUCCAAAGAUGAUUUUUUUUCCUGAGAUCCUUUUCUUGUCGAAUUUGUACAACUGCUUUCGAAACUGAAACCGAAAACAUAAAUAAGAGUUCUUAUUGAUAGUAAGAAAUGUUUUUGAAAAAAUAAUGAUAUUCUUACCUAUUCGCGAUUGUUGUAAAUUUGAUCUCAAAUCAAAGAAUAAAUUUUGUUAGCGUUCAUUACCACACUUCACAUUAUUCAUGAUUAGUAGCAGGUUUUCUUGCCGAUCGCAAUAAUCCGGAAUUUUUUUCAUUCUGCAAAACAUUGGGUGAAUUUUUUAAUUUUUCCUUGUUAAUGUACCAUUUUUAUUUUUAUACAUCUUAAUCGGUUACACUGGUUAAACAUUGAUGGAAUAUCAUACUGUAACAUUAUUAUUUUUAUUUCACAAAUUUUAAAUUUCAAAAUUUUGAUUUUUCUAUUACCGUAGAAUGGGACUAUUCGAAAUUUGUGUUUUUUGAUGUACUUGUGCAUGUACCUAGUCCUACGUUACACAGUACAGUUCCUCUAAUGACGCAAAUGGUUCCGGAAUCGUAUUGUUGAUGAAAAUUUUUCAUACCUAUUUAUAACAUGUUUUUGAAAAAUUUCCGGUGUGUCUGGGUAAUGAUUUUUAAAGCACAAAAACGUCAUUUCGAUUGAAAAAAGCGACGAGUGGAAAAUGGAAAUUUUAAAAUCCUAAUAACCCCUUCAUUUUGCUGAAAUACUAAACGAAUUGAAAAUAUUUUUGCAGAAAAUUAGUUUUUCAUUGAACGCCUUACUUUGCUUUUCCAUUUGUUUACUCGCAUUGACUCAAAAAUAUUAAAUCACCGAAAACAAAAUUUAGAAUCACCUCAGUAGCUCCAUUCUACCGUAUCUACCAAUGUUUUGAUUGUCAAGUCUUAAAAUUUUUUCUACUGUUUUAGUAAAUAUUACUUUAAUUACGAAUCUUGGAUGUUUUAAUGAAUGAUUAUGUAAUAUUUUUAUCGAAGUUUUAUUUUAUUUAUAAUGAGUGUGUCGAUUACGUGAUUACCAGUGUAUUUUCAGUAAUUGAAUUUUCGUUGAAGUAGAUAGUUGGCUUCCAACUUUUAAUUUUGUAGUUAUUUUUUAACAAUUAAUAAUGCUAAUUUGAACGUCUUCUGCGUGUUUUUAAAUUAUGUAAUACGUUUUUAUUGAUAAGAUAAGUCUACAUCGUGCGUUGUUUUUAGAAAUUAUUAGUUUUCACGUGUUGAUGUGCUAGGUCAGGUGUAAUGGUACCUACCUACCUAACUCUUGUCUAUCCUGUGCUUGCUUACGUUUUUGAUCUUUCAAUUCUAUUGUUUCGUUGUAAAAACUAGACAUAUCAUAUGAAAAUAUAAUACGUCAAUUUCUACGAUCAUUCAAUAAUCAACGAAAUUAAUGUAUCAAUCCUUUAGGUAUCCUAGCACCUAUGCUAACAUGUUUUUCCUGUUGAAAAUAAAAUUGAAGAACAAGAGCGAGUCCAACAUUGAUCAAUUAUUUGGUAGAUAUCAGUAUUAUUUUCGUAGGAAGGUAUAAUGAAUGUAAAAAAAAUUACUUCUGUACCUUUAUAAAUUAUGUUGGGCGUCAGCUUCUCUUAAUUGAUCAUAAGUACACAUUUCCUAUUAACUUUAUUUCUUAAAAAGCUAUGUAUAGUUCGUAUGUUUCAUAUGCAUCACAAUCAAUAAAACGUUUUUUUCAUUGUUUCAUUACAA
Planococcus citri (citrus mealybug) is the source of this 5125-nucleotide messenger RNA. RefSeq lists its product as uncharacterized. Bases 570 to 3164 code for a protein of 864 amino acids. The transcript is spliced from 8 exons. Lineage: Eukaryota; Metazoa; Arthropoda; Insecta; Hemiptera; Pseudococcidae. The record is from RefSeq and is a predicted model, not a curated record.